UAUAUUUGGCGAGUGAUUUAGUGAUUAGAAUAUAAAACAGUGUGUGGGCACAAUGGUGAUAGGCGGUGAGCAGGUGGAAGGUGGCGAGGCGAUGCCUCCGUCGCCGCAACAGUUCCCUCCACAGAAGGCAACGAUAGAGAACAUCAUGAGCGGGAUAGAGAAUACCGGUGCGGUGAAGAUGAACAAUCAUAGGAAAAAACUUCGCCAGAGAUUUGAUAUAAUAAAAAAGCUCGGCCAAGGAACGUACGGUAAGGUGCAGCUCGGUAUCAACAAGGAAACUGGCCAAGAGGUAGCCAUCAAAACGAUCAAGAAGAGCAAAAUAGAAACGGAAGCUGAUCUCAUUCGGAUACGGCGCGAGGUACAGAUUAUGAGCUCCGUCUACCAUCCCAACAUAAUACACAUUUACGAAGUAUUUGAAAAUCGGGAAAAAAUGAUACUAGUCAUGGAGUUUGCGGCCGGUGGCGAGCUGUACGAUUAUCUGUCCGAGCGUAAAGUGCUAGCGGAGGAGGAAGCCAGGCGCAUUUUUCGCCAAGUGUCUACCGCCAUCUACUACUGUCACAAACACAAAAUUUGCCAUCGCGAUCUGAAGCUCGAAAACAUUCUGCUGGACGAGAAUGGUAAUGCGAAGAUCGCUGACUUUGGUCUGUCGAACGUGUUCGACGAACAGCGUUUGCUGGCUACGUUCUGCGGCUCGCCCCUGUACGCAUCACCCGAAAUCGUCAAAGGCACACCCUACCAAGGUCCUGAGGUUGACUGUUGGUCAUUGGGUGUCCUGCUCUACACACUAGUCUACGGUGCCAUGCCCUUCGAUGGAGCCAACUUCAAGCGGUUGGUGAAACAGAUCAGCCAGGGCGACUACUUUGAGCCGAAGAAACCGUCCCGAGCGUCGCCACUUAUACGCGAGAUGCUGACCGUGUGUCCGUCGCACCGUGCCAAUAUCGAGCAGAUCUGCAACCACUGGUGGGUGAACGAGGGUUACGACGAAUCGUGUCUUGAUCUGGCGGAAGAGCUUGCCAAUCAAACGCCGGUCCGGCUGGAUGUGUUACUAUCGCUUUCUCCACCCUCGGUAAUGGCCGAUCAGCUGGUGGUGGGCAAUGGACAAGAGGACGCCAAAGCCAAGGAUCGCAUUCAGCGAAGCCACUCGAUGGGUUCGAUCGUGGACAUGGGCGGGACGGAGGCGGAGCGUCGUAUUCUUGAUAUGGUGGCGGCCGGUGGUGAGGCAGCUCUGAUGCCUUCACCAACGCGAACUAUCACACCGGCUGAAGCAGCAGCUGGCAGUCCAGCGCAGACGAAGCGCAAACUGGAAACGACCGUUUCGACAGAAAAUGCGACCGGUGCCGUUAAAAAGAAGGACAAAGCGGAUCCACCAUCACCCGCGCAACCUCGUAUACCGGAAGACAUGGAUGUAGAGGAGACGGGUGUUGUGGUGUCAAAAACGCCCGAGGAAGCUCAACAAAACGUGGACGAAGAACCUCCACAACCUACUACUCAGGAAGAAAAACCCACCGACAAACCAUCUUCGAAACCGGUCGAGACAAACAAAUUCGAAGCUCAGGAAGUGUUGGAAGAUUUGCAAAAUCUCGAGAACAUGUGUGAUGAGCUACUCCUGGAAGCUGCCGCCCAACCUCAGGCGCAAUCGAGCGAGAGUAAUAGUACUGCCAGCAAGGGACAAUCGGAAACGGUACCAGCUAACGGAGCUGCUACUGCUGCUGCUUCCCCGGGGACGGAUACAGUCGCCAAACCCGUAUCGAGUGUACGAGCCAAGCUGGAAAAAUUGGAGAAAGGCGAUACGGACGCGAAACCAGUCGUACCGACGACGACCAUACCGGCCGUGCGGAAGAUUUUCGGCAAGAACAAAACUACCGACCUCACGUCCGCCAUCAAUGAGGUAAAUGCGCGAAAGGGUGCUGAUGAGAAUCAACCAGCCGGCACUACACACCGUUCCGCUAGCAGUGUCGAGCGGAAAAACAGUCUACCGGACGAAAGUCUAGCACGGACGGCUGAAAGACGCAAGUCACGCAUCCUCGAGACGGCCGAAAAGUUCCAAAACUUAAACCAGCAGGUAGGAAAUGGUGACAAGUUUAAGAAGUUUGUGUUACCGGGCGGCGGCGUACCGACCGUUGGGAACUACAAGAAAGAGUUUGAACGCAAAACUGGCCUCAACACAUCGUCGACUUUCACUAAAUCGCCAGCUCCACAGACGGCUACGCUAGAGCAAAGAAAGCGUUCCGAACAAUUUGAGGAUCAACAAGAUCGGGAGGAUAGCGCUUCCACACCCGGAACACCGCCAGCAUUUGUUGGUUCGGCAAAGAAUCUGGUAGGCUUCCAGCAGCAACAGCAGCAGUAUGAUGCGCACGUUCGCUCGACAGAAUCUCCACUUACCGCCACCAAGUCGGACGAUGAGGUAAAGGAAAGCGAUUCAAAAAGUUCGGUCGGUAGUUUCUCACUCGAGGAUGCCCGUCGAUCGAUGGAGAACUCGAUUGCGAUGUUAAACCGGGUGAAAACGACUGAUUCGAGCGCACCAACGACGCCAACCUCGAUCGAUCAGCUGUGUGCCCGCACCGAGAGUGUCUCGAUGAUGGAGGACAGCGAACGGGAACGGAAGCUUAAGAAUGCGCGUGAAAUCAUUGGCAACGCGAUACCGAUCGGACGGCUACGGAAACCACCGAUGCCAUUCGGUGCCAACGGACGCUCGACGACCGGUACGCUUGGUAUUAAUAAACCGUACCGGAUGAGUUCGGAAACGCCCGAACCACGCUGUGACACGAUGUCUAUCCCAAGAAAGGUGUCCAUCGGAAGCAUCCCAAGUCCACCGAAGGAUGAAACAAAAACGUCGCAUGCUGAAAUUACACUGAAAUCGGCCACUUUGCCACGGCGGAAACUAUCCAAACCGCUAGAACUUCAAGGAGAUCCUCAGCUGAAGGCGGAUCAGCGCAUGCAACACCCACCACCACCCCAACCUACGUUCGCACCGAUGCGUUUCUCGACGGAAUUUCAACACCAGAUGCCGGAUCUACGCAGUGCUCCGAUCGGACGCGAUCAUCCGCCCGCUUUCGCACCGAUGGCUCACCAACAUCAGCAACAUUUGCACCACCGUGCAAACAGUUUGGAACCGCAAGGUAAAGAACAACAACAGCCGGGAGCGUCCUUUGCCGGUCCACAAAAACCACCCACUUAUCAGCGCACAACUGCUGGGUACGGCCAAUCACCGGUUGCUUCUGGUAGAGGAUCCCUAUCGCGCCAAUCAACGAACGAAUCGAACGAUUCGGACAACACCAUCUCGCAGGGUCCGAUAUCGACAAACGCUUCCGGUAUGAUGUCCGGUACGGUAAGCACCAGCGGUAGCACUACGAUGCCGAUCAAGAAGAGCCCACGGGAGUACAUCAUACCGAUCGCGGUCGAGGGCGGUGGUAUUGUGACGCCACGCGCCAACAGUUUGGAACCGUCCGAAUCGAAUGCGUCGUCCAGCGUGUCCGGUGCUGCCGGUGGGUUCGGUAUGAAACCACGCCUUGGCAGGCCACGUCGUCUAGGCUCGCUGCUGGCAGAGAAUGAUACUGAAGCGGGUGACAUUACAUCCUUCCCACGACUGAACAGGCAUACCUCGCUGGGCCGUGAGAGCGAUUCCGAGGAACCGAAAUUCCACAUGAUGCAUCGUCUCAGGAGUACGCGACCAUCGAAACGAGGCACGGCUGACCCGAACGAAUCGGCCAGCUCCGGCGAAGAGGACGAUGACGAUGGUUUCGAAAUACUGACGGCGGAAAAUCUAUUCUCCACGCUUUUGUCGCGGGUCCGUGCACUCACCAACCGUCUUAACGUGAACGACGUCAACUCGUCCCGGUUCCCGGCGUCGCGUUUCAUGAACAAUCUGCGCCAAACACAGACACCCUUCUGGCAUCAUCAAGAUCCCUUCGGAAGGAACCUGACCGAUGGUGGCAAUGCUGCUAAUGCCUGGCGUCACAGCAUGUCGCGAGACUUGAGCACGGACAUCGAUUCAAUGUUUUCGCGUAGCGGAGCCACACUUCCAAGAGGCGCUAGACUCAGAACACAAAGUAAUCAUGUAACGAAUAGUAAUAACAACAACAGCAACCAAAACCAAACCUACCAUCAUCUUCAUCAUCAGCAACCGCCACCAGUGCCACCAAACAGCAGCAGCAACAGCAUUCGUAGUAGUUAUAACAAUAGAUAUAGCUAUCAUCAUCAACCCGCCUCUAACCUUGCCCCCAACUCCACCACCACCUCCUCCUUCUACAAGGAUCUGGCAUCCUUGGCCGCGUACGGCAAUGGCGUUGGUAGCAGUGACAGUAGGGACUCUCCGGUAACCUCCAGCGCCCUUAGUAGUGGUGUCGGUGGUGGUAGUAAUGAUGACGAAAGCAGCAUAUCUAGCACUGUCAGCACCGGGAACGGGAAUGGCUACCGGCAUCAACUACCGGCCGGAGAGCCCGACCUGACGGCAGCUGAUGGUGGCUCUAUGGAGGAGAAUCUGGAUCUGCGUGAUCUCGAUCUGUCACAGUUACGGUUGUCAAAGCGUGAUCUCGAGACGCUGUCUAGCAUUACGCCUGCUCUUUCCCAGCGGGUACAGGAGCAACUGUUGGCACAGCUACCACCACAACAGGCUCGCAAACUUUCCCGUACCCUAUCGAUGCAGAACGGAGGUGCUGGAACAUCCCAAUCAGGAUCCACCGCUAAUCAGCGACUGUACCGUCGAAGCUACAGCAACAGCUCCGGCAAUCGAUCACUGGACUCAACGGCUGAGUACGGUACGGCGGGAUCUGGAUUCGGCACAACCGAGCUGCGUCGCCGUGGUGGAAGUCAACCGCGGGACAUUCUCUCACCCCCACCAGCCUACCAAACGCCUGCCCCACUGUACGAAAAGUAUGCACCGUACGGUACGAGCAUUCCAACAGCGGUCCACGCCAGUGCUGGCGAUUCUUCCGGUAUGUCUGCGUUUGUGCGCGAGUACGACAACACGCGGAAGCCGCUAUCAUCACCACACACCACACUUAUCAUGCCGGGUACACGUACUACAACACCAUUACGUUACACCAGCAGUCCGGUGGCGGGCAGUAAUGAACCGGCACCUACCAAACGGUUGUCCCGCUUCCUUCGACCAGACUUUUUCGACCCUCCGAAAGAGAUGAUCGCGAGUGAACGAGAUACAGCAGCAUCAUCAACUUCGGACCGUAACUCUCCAUACUCGUCCGGAGGGGUAACGUUACGGGAGGGUGCAACGGAUAGGCUGCAGAGGCGAGAAAAGCUUGCCAACGAUACGAUUACCGAUCGGUUGAGCUAUUUUCUGGACAAGUACGGCAAACCGGACGAUGAGACGGUAGCACCGAUAAUUGGCGAUCGUACGAGACGUAGCGUUUCCCGAUCGCGUGAUCUGGAUGACGACGGUGCGAAGCAACCGGAACAACAACAACAACAACAGUAUCGAACACCGGCCGAGACUCUGUCGAUAUUACAGGAACAGCUGCAAGACCUUACCAACAUAACAUCACUGGCUGCAGGGAAUCAGAUGUCGAAACUAUUGCGAGGGAACGAUGAUGCCAUGGUACCACCGGCGUCGACUGAAUGCCAACUGCCUGGAUGUACUGAGUGUGAAGGAAAGCAGGAAGAUAAUGCCAUACAGGCAACUAACGGUGGUAACACUGGGGAAGCUAAAGACGCUACAGCACCGGUUAAAAAAAUCGUCAAGGUUAAAAAGGUAAAGAUAGUGAAGAAGGCAGUGACAGGUGGACAGGAGAGUGUCGUUGUAGAGAAAUCGGCGGGAGAUGAUACUGUCGAAACAACACCGCCCACAGUUACGGUGGUGAAGAAAGUUAAGAAAGUUGAUCCAAAUCCAGCAGAUGCUAAGGAUGGUUCAAGUACGCUCGUGCCAGUAACUGUCAAAAAAGAAUCCAAACUAAUGCGCCCCAAAUCGUACCCUUACAAAGAGACUGUACAAGAUGGCGCCAAGUUAUCCGUAGCGGGUGAGAUAGAGCUGGAAAGUAGCGCGAAACCUGCGACUACCAUAACUCCAAAAGAACAACCACCUACGGAGGUGCAAACGAAUGGUUCAUCCACAGUAGUUGCUGCCAAUGGUGUUGGUUCUAGUACGGUUAGUAAAAUAGCACGUCCAAAGAGUUUCCCAUCAUCGAAGUUAACGCCACCGAAAGAACUGAAGCUGCUAAAAUCACCUGUUAGUGAGGCAGAAUCUUUGGAUUCUGGUGUAAAAGUCGAACCUACCACCAGCUCCGUAACACCUACAACUCCGGUGGUAGAAUUGACCGCAAAUGGAGCUGCGACCACCACCACAAAUCCACCGAAGAAGGUAAAAAAAGUCAUACGAAUCGUGAAGAAGGUUACCAAAACAACAGACUCUACGGGUAAGGUUGUUGUUACCACCACUACUAUGCCCGUGGAUGGUGGAAGUCAGGCUUCCAAAAGUUCCAAAGAAUCGACGACCAAAACGGUCACCAUUAAGGAGGAGCCUAGUGUGCAGAGUACGCCAUCAUCCGAAAAACAAACCGCCCCUAAGGAGAAAUCUAAAUCACCCGAAAAGAAACCGAAGCAAGGCUUCCUGGCAAGUAUCGGGCAGAGGUUCGAAAAGUUCCGGGACACUAGCCGCAGCAGCAAAGAAAAGAAAGCAGCGGCUGCAGCAGCAGCAGUUACAGUAGCUAACGCAACUACAAUAUCGGUCACAUCCAACGAAUCCUUGCCUGAUACGGCAGUGCCGGCGAUGGUGCCCGGAUCAGGCCAGAUAGUUGAUGGAGUAACACCGGAUGUGCUGAAACCUUCGGAACCCAUCAGCCAAAAGAAGGAUAAAAAGAAGAGCAUUAAACCGAUCACCAAGGUAAGCCAGUCCCAGCCCAGCGAUGCCGACGUGGGAUCAACGGAUGAACCGAUCGCCAAGACAAAGACUACGGGAACUGCGGCGACGGGACGCAAAUCACGUAUCGACACGGUAAUUAAGAACCUACGCGAACUGUCCGCCGGUCCAAAGCUUCCCGAGUUGACCGAAUCGAAGCUGAUCAAGCGUGCCGUUAGUGUGGAGGAGAUGCCGGGCACGUUCAAUCGCUGCAGCGUCACGAAGGUACUGGGACUUUUCAAAAAAAUUGAAAAAGAUUCACGCAAUAACGUUCACCAUCGUCUUCUUAAUACCAAGUCAUCUAGCCACAUCAUGAUGAGCGGCCGGUCGGUGGACGAAAGCAUCUUGGCUCCGAUGCCCGAUCUAAUGCAACCCGUACCGGUUGAGUCGGGCCGCAUGCGGAACGGCGACUCGCUGCUACCAGGUCCAACACAGCAGCUUCGCCAAAAGAUGUAUUAUGGUGGGGCCAGAAGUGACACCGUUCUGCCGAUGGACAGUUUGCUGUCGAACGGUGUGGACAGUGGUGAUUACGAGCAGCGUAAGUUAAAGGUGGCUUCGGGUGUGUGCCAGUCGCAGAUACCGGUCAAGUAUGGCUGUCCCGGUUGUGACACUGGUUGUAGCACCGCCACCGGCAGCAGUCACACCACCGGCCCGAUCGGCAGCAGCAAUGGUGGCAUCAAUGGAGUACACGUCGGAAGUCAUGGUCAGCAAACUACCACCGAGACGGGUAGUGGCUCCAAUGGUAUAUCACAGCGCCCUCCACCGCAAGACACGGACCGGAGGGGCCGUGCCCGUGCCCUCACAAUUGAUCUGGAGCAGGCCGUUCACUCGGCGACGGAAAAGUUGAAGCGCCUGCAGCAGGCCAACAGUAUCCAUCUCAGUAACAACAUACCAACACCGCCACUACUCCAUCAUCAUAAUAGUAACAACAACAACAACAACAAUUACAUCAGCAACCCUAGCAAAACUAGCUUAAACGCUUGCUCUAAGACCCCCCUCCAAUCCAGUCACUGCAACACUGCCAACGGCACCACAACCCACCACACUAGCAGCACCUCCACUCCGGCGGCACCUGUUGGUGGCAAUAACAACUACAGCUAUCCGCCACCAUUGCCCGGCGAAAUGGCACCACCAGGGACGGCAACGUCGCCGGGCGGAUAUAACAGCAUGGCCAACAACAACAUCAACAACAAUCCUUCCCAUCACUACAGCACACUGACACCGUCGUACGAUAGCAUUACCAACUACUCGUCUGGUUCGCGAAGUAGCCCGUACGACGACAACUCGUCCAGCACGUUCCUCUCGCCGUCGGAGGAACGCGAGCUGUACUUCGACAGCUGGUCGGUGUGCUCGGACGAACUGAUCGGGCCCGGCGGCGGCACGACGGGUACAGGUCGGCCCCUGAACUCUUCCUCCGCAUCGCCGGCGCCCUCGUCGUCUGCGGCAUCCCGGCGCCAUUCCUCGGUGCGUCUACUAACCUCCAACCCACCACUGCACUCUGUCUCCCCAGUAGAUCCGGACGCAGAGAGCGUCAUCGAACGCAUCCGACGCAAGAGUUUCUACACCCGCUUUAACGACACGAAGAAACCGGCCAAACGGGCCUCGGCCAGCAAUUUGGGUACGCUCGGUGGAACCGCAUCCGGCCAUAUGAAGGACGCAACCACCAGCUACGGAUAUUACGGUAAUGCCACGUCCAGUAGUGGUUCGAUACGCGAGAAGUCAUUGUCGCGCGGUGGUUCGACAUCCUACAUCCUGCGCCCGAACAAAGAAUCAUCCUUCAGUGGAGUUGGUAAGUACGACACGUCGGGUUAUGCUACGCUUGGCCGUACCGAGCAACACCAUCGCGGUUAUGCGACGAUGGUGAACCUUACCAAGGCGAACCGUAGCGCUGCACGACUGCGCAACAGUAGCCUGGAUGUAGUGCCCUUGGGAGCAUCCACCACCGACUACCAACAUCACCAACCACCACCACACUACCAUCACCACCACCAUCAUCACCAUCGUCAGGCUCAGCCGACAAUGGGUGGAUCGCUCUCACGUACCGGAUCACGUCUCCUAUCCACCGACGAUGAUCCACUGACCGACGGUUUAAACUACAACAAUCUUAUCAACAACAACACCACCAGCAACCACAAAUAUACACGCAACACCUACUACGAAAGUACUGCCGUCCCGUCGUCAUACGGAACCUACACACCGAGACGUCGUUCCUCGUUCGUCGCUAGCGGUGGCAGCGGCGGCGGCGGCUAUGCCGGAUCAUCUAAUAUCGCUUCAUCCUCUUCAUCGAUUGCGCUAGAUCUACUCAAGGACCACGCUCGGGAUGGCUCGGCAAGUCACGGCAACCUCGCAACGACGGCAUCUUCCUCCUCCUCCAACACCCUGUCUGCGUCGGAUAACUAUGGCCUCGGUAGCAGCAACAGCAGCAGCACAGCAUCACGCACCCUACGUCCGUACGAGACGAGAAGCAGUUCGCUGCUGACUCCAUCGGCACUACGAGAAGCGGGACGUUACAGCGGCCGUUACGAUAGUGGCACACUAACCAACAAAGCACUGCAACUAAUCAAAAGCCGACUCUAUUCCCUCUUGCUCCGGGUUUCAACCACCAUCGGCGGUUCCCCGGAUACUGCCCGUCGCCAUCCAACCAACGCCCGAUGGUGA
Molecule: messenger RNA, 9505 nt
Organism: Anopheles maculipalpis
Lineage: Eukaryota; Metazoa; Arthropoda; Insecta; Diptera; Culicidae
Gene: Nuak1
Product: mucin-19
Exons: 11
Coding region: 53-9505 (3150 amino acids)
Biological process (GO): protein phosphorylation; intracellular signal transduction; microtubule cytoskeleton organization
Cellular component (GO): cytoplasm
Molecular function (GO): tau-protein kinase activity; protein serine/threonine kinase activity; ATP binding
Source: RefSeq, a predicted model, not a curated record